GUCGCUGCCUUCUUGCGUCACGUCAAGCAGCUCAGCAGGCAUGAGCAGAAUCCAAGCUGGAAGCGGAAGCUUCACGUUCCCACCGCCUUCCUCCCUCCUACCCCUCUUUAUUUAACCAAAAACGAAAAUGGAAAUUACAGUUCGUCUAUCUUUGUUUAUGUAAUUUUUGUUUUACAGAUUGUUGGAGGAGCCUGUUGGAUUGGAAAGACUGCUUUGCGUGCUUUGAUUUGUGCUCUUAGAUCUGAGUGAGAAAGAUCAUGCGGAGUUUUUCCUUCUACGAGAGAUUUUCUCGUGCUUAUAAUGACUAUCCUUCUCUCUCCAAGCUCGUGGUUGCCUUCACUGUGAGUGGUGGGGGUUUUGUAGCUUAUUCAGAGUCAAAACCACAUCAUGACACAUCUAUCAUUGGUCCAUCUGAGGCUGAUAGCAAGCGAAAAAGAGUGGUGGUACUUGGUACCGGUUGGGCUGGAACUAGUUUCUUGAAAAAUCUCAAGAAUUCUUCUUAUGAUGUCCAAGUGAUAUCACCUCGCAAUUACUUCGCCUUCACUCCUUUGCUACCCAGUGUUACAUGUGGCACGGUUGAAGCUCGCAGUAUUGUUGAACCAAUUCGCAACAUAGUUAGAAAGAAAAACGUAGAAAUUUGUUUCUGGGAAGCUGAGUGCAUCAAGAUCGAUGCAGACAAUAAGAAAGUUUAUUGUCAAUACGGUCAAGAUACCAGUUUAAAGGGCAAAGAAGAAUUUGUUGUAGAGUAUGACUACCUUGUGAUAGCCAUGGGUGCCCGUGCUAAUACAUUUAAUACUCCUGGAGUAGUAGAGCAUUGCCAUUUCUUGAAGGAAGUAGAAGAUGCUCAACGGAUUCGCAGGAGUGUUAUUGACUGCUUCGAAAGGGCCAGUCUACCUAACCUGAGUGAUGAAGAGAGGAAGAAAAUUCUUCAUUUUGUUGUUGUUGGUGGUGGCCCGACAGGUGUGGAAUUUUCUGCUGAGCUUCAUGACUUUGUGAAUGAAGAUUUAGUCAAAUUUUAUCCUGCUGUCAAGGGUUUAGUGAAAAUAACAAUUCUCGAGGCAGGAGAUCAUAUUUUGAAUAUGUUUGACAAAAGAAUUACAGCUUUUGCUGAAGAUAAAUUUGGUAGGGAAGGUAUUGAUGUUAAAACAGGGUCAAUGGUUGUCAAUGUAUCUGCUGAGCAUAUUUCUACCAAAGAAAGAGGAAAUGGAGGAAUUUCUUCCAUACCCUAUGGAAUGGUUGUCUGGUCAACUGGCAUAGGACCUCGCCCAGUCGUUACUGAUUUCAUGAAACAAAUUGGGCAGAUGAAUAGGCGGGCUUUAGCAACUGAUGAAUGGCUGCGCGUUGAAGGAUGUGAUAACAUAUAUGCCCUUGGGGAUUGUGCCACAAUAAAUCAGCGCAAAGUCAUGGAGGAUAUUUUGGCAAUAUUUAGGAAGGCAGACAUGGACAAUUCUGGGACACUAACGGUUAAGGAGGUUGAGGAAGUGUUCAAAGACAUAUGUGAAAGAUACCCUCAGGUAGAGAUUUAUUUGAAGCAUAGGCAGAUGAAAAGCAUUGUUGAUCUGCUGAAGGAUUCCAAAGAGGACGCUGCAAAAGAAUCCAUUGAAUUGGAUAUUGAAGAGCUUAAAUCAGUUCUUUCACAAGUGGACACCCAGAUGAAAAAUCUUCCAGCAACAGCCCAGGUUGCAGCUCAGCAAGGCGUUUACCUUGCUGAUUGUUUUAACCGCAUGGAAGAAUGUGAAGAAAACCCGGAAGGUCCUCUCAGGUUCAGGGGAUCUGGUCGCCAUCGAUUUCGUCCCUUUAGGUACAAACAUUUGGGGCAAUUUGCUCCAUUAGGAGGAGAGCAGACGGCUGCACAGCUGCCUGGGGAUUGGGUUUCUAUUGGACGGAGCUCACAGUGGCUUUGGUAUUCUGUGUAUGCAAGCAAGCAAGUCAGCUGGCGUACAAGAUUUUUGGUGGUAACGGACUGGACGAGGCGUUUUGUAUUCGGAAGGGACUCAAGUCGCAUUUAAGGCUGCUAAUAUGAGUGGCACUAUGCAACAUGGCGAGCCUGUGGGAUCACACUGCUCCUCAUCUGUCACGUGGGCUCGUGUCGUGUCCAUCACGGGCCUGCCUCAUUCAGCAUUUUCCGAAUAAUAUAGGUCAAAAAAUCUUUAAAUAAGCAUCUUGAGGUGAAUUAUGGAUUCCUCCUGUAGGCAUCAAUAGCAGUAUCAGCCAUGGAGUUUUCGUCAAAUUUUUGUUUUUUUGCAUCUUAAUUUUGCUCAUCCAAUUCUUUAAUCACUUGGAAGUGAUUAGAUAGGCUGUGUCAACUGGUAAAUUAAUGAUUGGUGUGUUGAGGGUAUAGUCUCCCGAUCUCUGGGGCAAAAUUUUCACUUCAGAAUUGAGCUGUCUGUUUUAUUUGUUAUUUUUUUUGUGUUAUUUAUUUUGAGGCAUUAUGCUACCAAUAAAUGAAAAAAGUACAAAGAUUAUUAUA
Messenger RNA from Malania oleifera, 2470 nucleotides. RefSeq names its product external alternative NAD(P)H-ubiquinone oxidoreductase B3, mitochondrial-like. Lineage: Eukaryota; Viridiplantae; Streptophyta; Magnoliopsida; Santalales; Ximeniaceae. Gene Ontology annotation, molecular function: calcium ion binding; NADH dehydrogenase activity. The coding region runs from base 258 to 2009 and encodes 583 amino acids. The transcript is spliced from 10 exons. The record is from RefSeq and is a predicted model, not a curated record.